Messenger RNA from Cladocopium goreaui, 1086 nucleotides. The record is from the annotation of a GenBank genome assembly. NCBI's taxonomy places the organism in Eukaryota, Dinophyceae, Suessiales, Symbiodiniaceae.
GCCUGUGGGACGUGUUUUCCAUGUUGAAGACAGACGGGCCUCGGCUUGCGCGAGAAAGCGCAGUCAGCUCAGUUGGUUUACAAAAUUGACCCUACACACGAUUUCAGCCACGGAGGCCGAUGCUCCUCGUUUUGCUCUUGGGCAAUGUGUUGAGCUGCCACAGCUACGUGAAGCAUGAGGAGAUCCAGAUCUCCGCGAAUGGGGCCACCGUGAUGAGAAGACACCAGGAGGCAGCACUUCAUGCAAUGACACUCAUCACAGAGGACAAGGAUGAUACCACCACUACAGAAGCCACCACAGCCACCACCGCCACAACAGCAACCACCGCCACCACGGCGACCACGGCAACAACGGCCACCACGGCAGCAACAGCCACCACGGCAACGGCGGCAACGACCGCCACCACGGCAACAACGGCGUCUACCUCGGCCACCACGACCAUCACCACCACCACCGUUACAGUGACCACAACCACUGUCACAGAAACGACCACCACGGAAACGAGCACGAGCACAACGAAUACCAGCACUACAAGCACUACAAGCACCGAGAAUACGACCCUCCCAGGCCUGCCGCCGAAGCCUCCGCCUCCCAAGCCUCCCAUGGUGGUCUCCGCAGGUAAAUCAGAUGACAACAAGACGGCUGGCAACAAAACGGGCGUCAUUGGGCCUGGGGAAGUGAUGCCACCCCCACUGGCCUCCAAGAAGGUGGAUGCAGCAGAUGGUGCUUUAAUGUCCAUCCUUAUUGGCGUGGGAGUCACCUUGGUUUUCUUCCUGGGACUGUAUUGCACCUUACAGCUGGGUCGUAGACGAUCGCAACAACAGGAGCCGCAACUCGAGUAGCCAAGAGGUGGUGAGGCAGCGGAGACGGGGGCUGCACCCACCACAGCGCCGCCUACGGCGCCAUGGUCAAGCCAGCCGGCGGCAGAUGCAACAACCACCAGCCCGGCACCGACCGGAAGUGCAAGUCGUGGAGGCUAUGGCGCCCGACGAAAUCAGUCGGCUGCCAGUGGUGCCCCAGCCAGUCCAGCACUAGGGGGACAGGAAGAGGGCUCCUUCUGAUACUUAUAUAUCUGGUGAAAGCAAA